GUUUUCAAAUAUUAGUUCGUUUCAUGUUCAAUAACAACAGGAAACACAAUCCUCACAUAUUUUGGUCAUAAAAAUACGAUAUUUGGCUCUCUUAACAAUUCAUGUCCUAAUGGCAAGGAGGUCGACUGGAAUAAUGGCAAGUUGUCAGAGUCGUAUUUAAUGUACUGUUACAAGACCUGAUGAAAAGGCGGUUAGACAUCAGGUUGGUUUUCAACAGUUGUGAUAGCUGGGAUUUUACAGAAGCCCAACGCCAUCCUGAUAAUCAACAAUGGAGAUUCACAACGUUAUGCUUCUCUUUAUGGCAGCUGGCUUGACAACAACCACAGCCAGCACAAUGCCAUUUAAAGAUCAGUGCCUGUACUGGCACAACUAUUUCCGCGCACUUCAUCAGGUUCCCCCUGUUACGUGGUCAACGGAUCUUCAAAAGGAAGCGGAAGACUGGGUAAAGUAUCUUGCAGAAAACAACAAAUUUCACCACAGUAAAAAGAAUCCUGGGAACUUGUACUUGUCAGCAAACAAACCUAAGGAGUAUUGUACUGAUGCUAUUCAGUGGUUCCAUUCGGAGGAGAAGUUUUAUGAUUACAGCAAUCCCAAAUACUACAAAGCAGCUGGACAUUUUACGCAGGUGAUAUGGAAAAACUCAAGAGAAAUUGGAGCUGCUUGGGCUAUUCGAAAAGACAAGAGGCUUGUUAUAUCAAUCAAGUACAGAACAGGAGGUAAUGUCAUUGGCUAUUUUGGUAAAAAUGUGUUUCCUCCAACCGCUGCUCUCCAGGGAAAGGAAUGGACGCGGCUUCCGAAGUUUACUAGGUGUCCGAGUUUGAUGCCCACAACUCCGCCAGACGCAGUGAUCGCGGCAUCAGAAAGGACCAUGUCAAAUAUUGUUAACUUUACUGGUUCUCUUGUCCUUGCAGUGUUAAUUUCGAUCGAAUUAACUUGCGGUGACAUCUCGCUCAAUAUUAUUCCUGACGCAGCUGCGGCAUUCAUUCGGACGUUUCAGUCGUCGUUCAGUCAUACAAACAAGAAACCGAUGAAGAUAUUACAGGUCAUAAGUGUGGUGAUUCCGUUUACAGGCCUCUUGACUUUAUGUUCAGAAGCGAUGACAUUUAAAGAGCAGUGUAUUUAUUGGCACAACUAUUUUCGGACACUUCAUCAGGUUCAGAAUGUCACGUGGUCGAUGAGUCUGCAAAAAGAAGCGGAAGACUGGGUGAAGUAUCUUGCAGAAAACAACAAAUUUCACCACAGUAGAAAGAAUCCUGGGAACUUGUACUUGUCAGCAUACAAACCUAAGGAGUAUUGUACUGAUGCUAUUCAGUGGUUCCACUGGGAAGAGAAGUUUUAUAAUUAUAGCAAUCCCAAAUUCUACAAGGCAGCUGGACAUUUUACACAGCUAAUUUGGAUGAACUCAAAGGAAAUCGGAGCUGCUUGGGCCAUUCGAAAAGACAAAAGACUUGUUAUAUCGAUCAAGUACAGAACAGGCGGUAAUUUCAUCGGCUACUUUCGUAAAAAUGUCAAACCACCAACAGCAGCUAUUCUACCUAACUGGCCGCAUACUCCUCCUAAAUUUACCAGAUGUCCGAUUGGAACUACACCGGAACCUACCCCCCAACCGACUACCACAGCCACUCCUGCCAAGCCUUAUACAGGAGCAUUUAGAGAUCAGUGCCUUUACUGGCACAAUUACUUCCGGGCACUUCAUGAGGUUCCUUUCGUCACUUGGUCGUUAAGCCUUGAAAAAGAGGCUAAGGACUGGGUUAAGUAUCUAGCAGAUAACAACAAGCUUGAGUUCAAGAAUAAUUCUGGCAACUUGUAUUUGUCCACGGAAGAACCGAGAGAGUACUGUAGUCAAGCCAUAUGGUGGUUCCAUAGCCAAGAGAGGUAUUAUGAUUACAUUAAUCCUCGUUACGUCAAAGCAGCACGAAACUUUACUCAGCUUAUUUGGAAAAGCACGAAACAAAUCGGCGCUGCCUGGGCGAUCCGCAAGGACGGAAAGCUUAUUGUGGCUAUCAUGUACGACUUGGACGGCGGGAACGAGAAGGGUAAUUUUGAAGAGAAUGUUUUCCCUCCCAUUGCGGAAACUUUGGGGCCAGCUUGGUUGAGGGCCCCUCCUAAAUUUUCGAGGUGUCCAAGAGGAAACAUUGUGACUCGUCCCACUAAUGAGUCAGUUAUCUCAACAAGACCACAAGUGAGAGCAGCGGCGAGAAGAUCUUGCAUUAGCUUGGACCUCUUCAUUGCAUUUGUCAUAGUUGCGACCUAUUUUUGAUAAACGGAAACAAAUUCAGCGGAAUAUCUAAAAAGGUUUCCCUUUUGCCCACUACUGAAGACUUCAGUGCCUACAAAUACGAAUCGAAUUUUAUCUUAAAAACUGACGGUUCUCCAAGUUUUGUGGUGGAGUUGUUUGUUUUCGAAGGAGAGCAGAAGCAGAGCCAAUCUGCAGAUUCCUGACUCGGAAAUAUUGAGCUUCCAUUGUAAAUAUUAGUUAGUUGCCGGUGAAUAUUUCGGCUAUUUAUUGAAAAUGACACUGAAUGUGAGGUGUACGAAUGCGAUUUUUAAUACUGGUAAUGAUUGGCCUCGGUACAUGCAUGUCCCAUUUUCCCCUAUGGUAAAUUAUUAAUGUAAAGUGAUAAUUACAAUUGUAUAAUUAUAACUAUUAAAGUCGAUAUGCGUUGCACCACAAGAGAUACGAUAAAAAGACUGAUUUGCUAGCUCGAGUAAGGUAUCCUAGCGAAAUACUCUUGUGUGAAUAACUACCAAAAUUUGUCGGUAAGGGGAGGGGGGGGAAGGGGAGUUGUGGGAUCCAUUCUUCCGUGAAAGGACUUUCAAGUAAACUCACAACAAGAGCACAAUUAUUGCAAAAUCACAAUUCUGGAAUAGGAAGGACCAGUGAUUAACCUUUUAACUUCUAUGAUCUGACUAUUAAUUUUCCCUGUAGCUGCUCCACAUUUCCUUUUAAAUUAAUUACGAGAAUUUAGUGUUGAUCAAGAUAACAACUACUACCUGAUAAGUUUUGAGUACUCUCAUUACCUUAAUACUGGAUUAUGUGAGGAGAUUAUAGGGAGAAGUUACAUGUUAAUCACUUCUGGAAGGGUUGACGUAGCAAAAAGUGUUUUAAAGAGAAAGCACUUGUGCGUUUUCUUUUCAGUAUGACGUGGACAAAUACAAAUAAAAGUGUAACGACCGUCAAGUGAUGGGAAUAUUCUAUCAAACAGUAAUUACAGUGAUUUUCUUAACAAGUAAGAUGAUAAAGAACACUUAGGAUGACUUAAACCUACUUUGUAAAUUAUGAUGAAAUAUCAAGCAAUAAAAUUUAUACUAAUUAAAAAUAUUUGUUCCAAAUUAA
Molecule: messenger RNA, 3337 nt
Organism: Stylophora pistillata
Lineage: Eukaryota; Metazoa; Cnidaria; Anthozoa; Scleractinia; Pocilloporidae
Cellular component (GO): extracellular region
Source: RefSeq, a predicted model, not a curated record